Suillus discolor is the source of this 918-nucleotide messenger RNA. RefSeq names its product polyubiquitin. Gene Ontology annotation, cellular component: nucleus; cytoplasm. Lineage: Eukaryota; Fungi; Basidiomycota; Agaricomycetes; Boletales; Suillaceae. Gene Ontology annotation, biological process: modification-dependent protein catabolic process; protein ubiquitination. The record is from RefSeq and is a predicted model, not a curated record. Bases 1 to 918 code for a protein of 305 amino acids. Gene Ontology annotation, molecular function: ubiquitin protein ligase binding; protein tag activity. The transcript has 2 exons.
AUGCAGAUUUUUGUGAAGACGCUCACUGGCAAGACCAUCACUCUUGAGGUCGAAUCCUCUGAUACCAUCGAUAACGUCAAGGCCAAGAUCCAAGACAAGGAGGGUAUUCCACCUGACCAGCAGCGUCUCAUUUUUGCUGGCAAGCAGCUUGAGGAUGGUCGAACUCUCUCCGACUACAACAUUCAGAAGGAGUCUACCCUUCACUUGGUCCUGCGUCUCCGUGGAGGCAUGCAGAUCUUCGUCAAGACCCUCACGGGAAAGACGAUCACGUUGGAGGUGGAGUCUUCUGACACCAUCGACAAUGUGAAGGCGAAGAUCCAGGAUAAGGAGGGCAUCCCCCCUGACCAACAACGCCUCAUUUUCGCCGGCAAGCAGCUUGAAGACGGACGUACUCUUUCCGACUACAACAUCCAGAAGGAGUCCACCCUUCACCUCGUUCUCCGUCUACGUGGCGGUAUGCAGAUCUUCGUCAAGACCCUCACGGGCAAGACCAUCACGCUGGAGGUGGAGUCCUCUGACACCAUUGACAACGUCAAGGCGAAGAUUCAAGACAAGGAGGGUAUCCCUCCCGAUCAGCAGCGCCUCAUUUUCGCAGGCAAGCAGCUCGAAGACGGUCGCACUCUUUCCGACUACAACAUUCAGAAGGAGUCUACCCUCCAUCUCGUUCUCCGUCUUCGUGGUGGUAUGCAGAUCUUCGUCAAGACCCUCACGGGUAAGACGAUCACAUUAGAGGUGGAGUCAUCAGACACCAUCGACAAUGUCAAGGCGAAGAUUCAGGACAAGGAGGGUAUCCCACCGGACCAGCAGCGUCUGAUCUUUGCUGGCAAGCAGUUGGAAGACGGUCGCACCUUGUCGGAUUACAACAUUCAGAAGGAGAGCACCCUUCACCUUGUGCUCCGUCUUCGUGGUGGUCUUUAG